AUGGGAUGCAAGGUGCUCUUCAGCCUUGGUCAGCAGAUGCUGAGGCGGAAGGUGGUGGACUGCAGCCGCGAGGACAGCCGGCUGUCCCGCUGCCUGAACACCUUUGACCUGGUGGCGCUGGGGGUGGGCAGCACGCUGGGGGCUGGCGUAUACGUCCUGGCCGGCGCUGUGGCCCGUGAGAACUCUGGCCCUGCCAUUGUCAUCUCCUUCCUGAUCGCGGCGCUGGCCUCCGUGCUGGCUGGCCUUUGUUACGGCGAGUUUGGUGCUCGUGUCCCCAAGACCGGCUCGGCAUAUCUCUACAGCUACGUCACUGUUGGGGAGCUCUGGGCCUUCAUCACAGGGUGGAACCUCAUCCUCUCCUACAUCAUCGGUACUUCAAGUGUGGCAAGAGCCUGGAGUGCAACGUUUGAUGAGCUGAUUGGCAAACCCAUUGGGGAGUUCUCCCGGACUCACAUGUCUCUGAACGCCCCUGGAGUGCUGGCCACAAACCCAGACAUCUUUGCUGUGAUCAUAAUUCUCAUCUUAACAGGACUUUUAACUGUUGGUGUGAAAGAGUCAGCUAUGGUCAACAAAGUAUUCACUUGUGUCAACGUUCUGGUCCUGGGCUUCAUCGUGGUGUCAGGCUUUGUGAAAGGAUCGCUUAAAAACUGGCAGUUCACGGAGGAGUAUUUGCACAACAACUCUGGUCUCCUGUGCUCCAACAAUGAGACGAAAGAAGGGAAUCCCGGUAUCGGUGGGUUCAUGCCCUUCGGGUUCUCCGGUGUCCUGUCAGGAGCAGCCACCUGCUUCUAUGCCUUCGUGGGCUUUGACUGCAUCGCCACCACAGGUGAAGAAGUCAAGAACCCCCAGAAGGCCAUCCCCGUGGGCAUCGUCGCCUCCCUCCUGAUCUGCUUCAUCGCCUAUUUUGGGGUAUCGGCUGCCCUCACACUCAUGAUGCCAUACUUCUGCCUGGACAAGGAUAGCCCCCUGCCUGAGGCCUUCAAGCACGUGGGCUGGGAUAGCGCCAAGUAUGCGGUGGCCAUUGGCUCCCUCUGUGCUUUGUCUACGAGCCUUUUAGGUUCCAUGUUUCCCAUGCCUCGAGUUAUCUAUGCCAUGGCUGAAGAUGGACUGCUAUUUAAAUUUUUGGCCAAAAUCAACAAUAGGACCAAAACACCAGUAAUCGCCACGUUAACCUCAGGAGCCAUCGCUGCUGUGAUGGCCUUCCUCUUUGACCUGAAGGACUUGGUGGAUCUCAUGUCCAUCGGCACUCUCCUGGCUUACUCUUUGGUGGCUGCCUGUGUGUUGGUCUUACGGUAUCAGCCAGAGCAACCUAACAUGGUAUACCAGAUGGCCAGAACUACCGAUGACCUGGAUCAAGUAGACCAGAAUGAAUUGGUGAGCACCAGCGAUUCCCAGACAGGCUUUUUACCAGAAGCAGAAAAGUUUUCUUUGAAAACAUUACUUUCACCCCCAAACAUGGAGCCCUCCAGAUUCUCUGGGCUAAUCGUGAACAUUUCAACCAGCCUCAUAGCAAUUCUUAUCAUCAUCUUCUGCAUCGUGACUGUGCUUGGAAAGGAGGCUCUGACAAACGUGGAGCUGUGGGCCAUCUUCAUGCUCAUCGUCUCUGCCGUCCUCUGCUCAGUAGUCACGGUCAUCAUCUGGAGGCAGCCUGAGAGCAAGACCAAGCUCUCGUUUAAGGUGCCCUUCCUGCCAGUCCUUCCCGUCCUGAGCAUCUUCGUGAAUGUCUAUCUCAUGAUGCAGCUGGACCGAGGCACCUGGGUCCGGUUUGCGGUGUGGAUGUUGAUAGGCUUUGCCAUCUACUUUGGCUAUGGGCUGUGGCACAGCGAGGAGGCAUCCCUGGUCGCUAAACAAGCAAAGACUGCUGAUGGCAAUUUGGACCACUGCAAAUGACGCACAGCCGCAUCCACCGGAGGUGACAGAGCACCCAGAUGCACCGUGCUGUCUCCACCAAUGCAACAGGACCCCCCACAACCGCAAGGCUCCUGAGCAGCAGAAGGUGCACUGCCUGGACUACAGCCGCAGCCCACAUCUCGAAGGCUUGCCCGCCAUGCUCUCGGGCAGGCUCACCAGGCGGUUACUUCUGACAGCUCCCUCCAGGGCCGCUUGGCUGUGGCUGCCACUGUGUCUCCUAACUUCCCUCCGAACAGAAAGCAGCUCCUCCUGCCGUGCUGCUGUGGCCCCAGGCAGGAUGGAGAUCUCCUUCUCAUUACUGGGCACCCAGGGCUGUGUCCCAGGCACCGUUCUGGUAUUGAAAACGCGGCUACUCCAGACUCAUAGUAGCCUCUCCCCGCUCAGCUGGAACAGCCGGCCAUCAGUACAAGAUGAGUACCACGAAACAGUAUGCUUCCACAGGCCUGCCCCUGAGCCAAAGGACAGCUUGCUCCAAAAGAAAAAACAAAGAUUGGUUUUCUUUUCCUGCCCCUGCCCUCUGAGUUGUUUCCAGAAGGGGUCUUAGUGUGACCCCUUCUCCACUCUGCCACCUUGACAGAGCGAGAAGACAGAGCGGGAAGGAGGCAGGGCUGGGGGCCGGCCUCACUCCAGAACACGUAUGCACGGGGGACCUCCUUCAGCCACAUUCCCGCCGGGCCCAGCCUGUUCUUGCUGCUCUGGCGUCUCAUUGCUGCUCUGUGUCCUGAGCAACUGGAACGUGACACUGUUUAUGGAGGAUCGGCCUCAAAUUAGCAGCGCUCAAAACACCCUUUUCCGUGGGUCUCUGCCUUUCACUGAACCCUGUCCUCUGAUGCUUGCGGGUCAGUGUUUGGGGUCUUGUAAGGUUCCCAGGACAGGUGUCCGCUCGUUCUGAGGUGAUGGUGAACGUUCCUCCCCACACUUGUGGCGCCUGCCACGAUCUCGUUGGCCCUUCUCUCAAGUGUAAUCAGAUUGAGUCCUCCUGUUGGUUUCUGUGAAUCACUCCACCAAACAAGUUGGUGCUUAACAUUAACUUGGAAAAUGGCCAAAUGAUUAGCCUGUGCCGUCAGUGUAUUGUUCAGAGUGUGAGGCCCCACACUCGACGGUUGGGGUAUAUUGCUGUCCCUCUGGUGUACCUGUCGUCCAAAUGCCCUGGGUUUGUUUAGAGGUUUGUAACCCGGCCCAACCCCCUGCUCCAUACGUCUCCACAGUGAGCUGCUCUCUGCGGCACUCACAGGCCGAAGCUGGAGAAAACAAACACCAGUCCCUUCGUCCUCGUCAGGGUGUCGUCCGGGAGACAGGAGGCCCUUGUUGACGGAGGUAGAGGGAGACAGACAUUUCACACAACACAGAACAUGUAAAUGCUGCCGUCAAAGCUUAUUUUCCCAUUUCUCCCCCCUGGCCUUUGGCACAAAUCUGGUCGAAAGAAGCUGGUAAGUUGACAGCACUUGUCUUUUGUCCUGCCCAGAAGACUCUUGGAGAAAAGUCUGAGUUUGUGAAACAGCCAGACAGCCAGGCUGGCCGCCGGAGGACGGCUGGGCAGUCAGCCUGCCGGGCCGUCAGCCUGCCGGGGCAGGGCCCUUGGUCAGGCCCCAGGUGGGUUUCCAAAGAAAGGUAUUUAAAUUGAUGUAGAUUGGUGCUGUAAACUGUUUUGAUAAAUGUUAACUUAUUUUGUUUGGGUUUGGUUGUCUGCUAUUUUCUUGGGCCUGUUAGCUGUCCGCUCCAUGUGGCUGGUAUUUUCCCACAUAAAGCACUAGAGGGAGGUGUGCCUAAAAGAUUUUUUUUUUUAAUUUCUCUUUCUGGUUGAAAUAUCCAUGAAUUUUCUGGGUGAUCGGAGAGCAGAGAGCAGUGAACAGAGCAGAUGGGGUCCAAGGAAAGUGCCCAACAGACUGUGAUCACAGUUGACCUUUUCACUAGCAACACCCAUCCUUCUGCAAACUGAAAAGGUGCGAUUCUCCUGCACGGUCUCACGGAUGAGAACCUGCCGACAGGCCAGAGCCAGACCUGCUCACAGAAGGCGAGGGGCUCAGGCUAAGGAGAACCCCUCACCUUCCCUCCAGGCAGAGCCCCAGUGUGGGGCAGGGCCCCGAGGGUGACUCAGACAUAGUGCACUCUUGCUGAGAGUAGUUUGUUCUCUUCGUGUCUGAGGGCCAUGACAUAGGGAUGGUAUCGGGGCUAAUCUCUCAAUGUGAAUAGACUUAAAACACCUCACCCUGCCCCUGAAAUACACACACACACACACAGGCAAAAAGAAAAUCCACCGAAAGUGCUCCUCCCACCAAACAAGAAUAGGAUUGUCAGUUUUGCAGCUCAGCCAGUAUUUUCCUACACAAAUUUCACACAUCUGGAGACCCUCUGGGGAUGUUGUGUCUACUCAUCUGUGCCCCAGCCCCAAAUGCUGAGGAGGGAAAGACCCUUUGUGCUGAGUAAGUGCCCCUUCCUGCCUCUGAAGUCCCAUCAGCAUGUUUCCAGGGCCUGAGAACUCACAAAGGAGCAAAUUGGAGCCCCAGGGCCUCUGCUGAAGAGGGAGAGAGAAGGGGUUUCCAAGGAAACAGCCGGCCUCUGGGGCCUUCCAGAAGGGGGACCCUUGGCCUCUGCACAUGCCCCACCCUGCCCAUCAGCUCACACUCCCUCGCCCCAACGCUGAGCUGGAUUUGUUUUUCCAAACCAAGAAGGAGUAGUGAUAGAGCCAUCUUUUCCAGGCUGUUUUGGAAGGACGGUUGCCAGAACCCCUCACAUCUUGCCCACCUUUGGUUUUAUUCCAUUGCGUUAUCAGGCAAUCAGCCACCUGCUCCCAUGUGCUGAUGUGUGUUUUGGACACCACAGGUCUGCCUCCUGCUGUGUGUUCCCGCGCCAGCUCCCAAGGCCCUGACACACUGCCCUCUGCCCCUGUGGCAAGGCCCAUGUUCACACUUGGAUGAGGCACCUGGCCCUGCCUGAUCCUUGACCACUGCAUUGGUUCUGCUGCAUGCGUGGGGGUGGGAAGGUGGAUUCUGCCAGGUCUCCCCUCCACUCCCACCACUAAGGCUGUCUGAGUUGACUAGGUUUUGCAAUCCCAAUAGGAUGGCCUCUAACCUAACAUUGGAGACAGACCUAUGAGGUCAGGCUGGGUUCCUUGGGUGAGUGUUGACAGACCUCUUGGAGGCCCUACCCGUUAGGUGAGCUCACUGGCAUUUUGGGGAGCUCUGCCUAGCUUUGUACCAGGCCCCACUGUUACACAUCUAAUACAAACCAUCACCAUGAAGACAGGCCCCAUGACCAGCGUGUUCCAGGAUGGAUGGAGAGGGAGUGUUUGUGGGCACAUCCACUCUGCUGGGCGAAGGUGUGUGAUGCGUAUUUAUGGAACUGGUUAGUUCCCUUUCAAUGGAACUAGAUACGUUAUGUAUAAUCUAAACUAUAUCUGUUUGCCAUCAUAAGGAGAGUAUUGUACUUAAGGUUCCUUGGGGAGAGGAGAUGUAGAUUUUGUCAGACUCUCCUGGACUUUUUUUUGGUAAUGAAAUGCUUUAUUACCAUCCAGUGAUGUAAGAAGCUACACUCUGUAUUUCCUCAUCAUCAUUGUGAUGCCUGAAAAUUAGGCCAAAAAAUGUCAACUGAUGUUCAUCUCCGUCACUAUAAUCCAGACUUUGUGCCCAUUGCUUGCUGAAGUAGCGCUCUCUUUCAAGGGGACAUGGACUGACCAAGGGUCUCAGGCGCAGUUACCAAGGAGCCAUCCUGGAUCGUUCUCCAGAAGUGGAGCUUGAGAUGGACGACCUUGGCCGUGAAGUCCAGGCGAUUUUCUCAGGGUGUGAGAGUGUCCGCAGGCUCAGGAAGCAGGGCUAGGAAGAUGCACUUAGACUUUGCUAGUUUAGUAACAAGGUAUGAUCUUGUGUUUCUUGAUGACAGACUUUUUAAUUUGAGAACUUAUUCUCCUAUUUGAGAAGCUAUAAUAUAUAUUUAAAAUAAGUUUCCUGUUUAAGUUGUGCCUUUCAGCAUCACUGGGUGCAAGGAGCACCAAGGGUGAUGAUCCCCAUGAGGGCUGGCUUAUCACCAAACCUGAAGAGCUGUGUGGUCUCUCCAGUAAACGUUUUCUUCUAUUGGACAUGGAGCCAUUAUUAAAUGAGUUUUGUUUUUUAUUAUGUAAAUUGUAAAAUAUUUUUUGUUUGAUGCUCUAUUUUUCUAAUAGUUUUCUUACAGUUAUGAUACUAGAGUUAGAUUUUAACGCUAACUGCAAAUCAGGUUGGUCUCUGCUGGUCCCUCCUGUUUUCACUUUAUUUUAAGAACGAGCAUAGAUGUUGUCCAUCACUUUUUAAAAAUGUGAAACUGCAUCCCAUUUUCGCUGACAACAGUGUGCAUCGACAACUUCUUACUGUACUUUGUGUUGUAAAAUCAAACUGUUUUGUGGUACAUUAUCUCAUGCUUCUGCAAAUUCUAAUAAAUUCUGUAGCUUCAGUGUG
Molecule: messenger RNA, 6341 nt
Organism: Myotis myotis
Lineage: Eukaryota; Metazoa; Chordata; Mammalia; Chiroptera; Vespertilionidae
Gene: SLC7A1
Product: solute carrier family 7 member 1
Exons: 11
Coding region: 1-1890 (629 amino acids)
Biological process (GO): amino acid transport; transmembrane transport
Cellular component (GO): plasma membrane
Molecular function (GO): amino acid transmembrane transporter activity
Source: RefSeq, a predicted model, not a curated record